AUGUUGAGAUCACUGGUACUGGCAAGGCUGGGAGCUCCGCAGCUGGGCCGGCGUGGUGUCAUCAACCUCGUACUCCCACGUCUCGAAAAACGCUUGGCCCUGCCCUUCGAAAUCCAAACUCGCCCAGUGGCACCAACCUUUGCACCGCACACACAUCAAUGCUGGCCCACUGCGCGGCGUGCUACGCAGCGAUGCGUGGCGUGGAGCGAGCGACGGCGAAAUGGAGGCAGAGAGCGCAGCGCGGCAGCGCCGGAAAUGGAAGAUGCACCCCCCCCCCUACUCCACCCGGCCCGACCCCUCCCUCUCCCCCUCCCUUCCCCACGCGCCCUCCUCAUUACCAGAUUUUUAGGCGCGCUUCGCCCCGCCGCCGGUUGUCACCGGGCACUCCGCUGCCGAAGGUCGCCGCCCGCCCGCCCGCCGACCCGCCGCCGAAUUACGGCGCGAAAUGAAUGGAAUUGGAUUGCGCUGAAUGGAAUGUCGACGCCAGCCCUCGUCCGCGCGCCGUGCGGGAAGCGCGGAAUAAGAAAACGGAGCGAUGCGGCCGAACAGAUACGAAAAUUGUCGAAUGCUCGGCGAGGCGGCGGGGAAUGGCAGCCGUGA
Molecule: messenger RNA, 600 nt
Organism: Gryllus bimaculatus (two-spotted cricket)
Lineage: Eukaryota; Metazoa; Arthropoda; Insecta; Orthoptera; Gryllidae
Source: the annotation of a GenBank genome assembly